This is a messenger RNA of Melampsora larici-populina 98AG31, 1153 nucleotides long. RefSeq lists its product as uncharacterized. The coding region runs from base 1 to 1005 and encodes 334 amino acids. Gene Ontology annotation, biological process: heme biosynthetic process. The record is from RefSeq and is a predicted model, not a curated record. The transcript is spliced from 6 exons. Gene Ontology annotation, cellular component: cytosol. Gene Ontology annotation, molecular function: zinc ion binding; porphobilinogen synthase activity. NCBI's taxonomy places the organism in Eukaryota, Fungi, Basidiomycota, Pucciniomycetes, Pucciniales, Melampsoraceae.
AUGAAACCAACAAGUGUUCUACAAGGUGGAUAUUGUCAUCCUUUGACUCGAAACCUUCAAGCUGAAAGAUCUUUAACUAAAGAUAUGUUAAUGUAUCCUAUCUUUGUUACUGAUGAUCCAGAUGCAGAAGUUCCUAUAAACGCUUUACCUGGUCAAAAAAGAUGGGGAAUCAAUAAACUUGAAAACUUUCUUAAUCCAUUAAUUCAAAAAGGUCUUAAAUCGGUCAUUCUGUUUGGUGUACCCAUGAAUUGUAUAAAAGAUCAAAGAGGUAGUUCAGCUGAUGAUCCAUCAGGUCCAGUGAUCCAAUCCAUUCGAUUACUCAAAACGAAAUUCCCUUCACUCUUUAUAGCUUGUGAUGUAUGUCUAUGUGAAUAUACUGAUCAUGGACACUGUGGAUUCUCCAUGACAUUCAACACACCUGCUCAAAUCGAUACAAAUCUUUCGGUUCAACGGAUCACCCAAGUCGCUUUGAAUUAUGCAAAGGCUGGAGCCGAUUGUGUGGCUCCUAGUGAUAUGAUGGAUGGUAGGAUCGGGUCUAUUAAAGAAGCUUUGAUUCAGGCUGGGCUGGGGAAUAAGUGUUGUUUGAUGUCUUAUUCUGCUAAAUUCGCUUCUAGUUUAUAUGGUCCUUUUAGAGAAGCUGCUGGAUCUGCUCCAUCUUUUGGUGAUCGUAAAUGUUAUCAACUUCCACCAAAUGCACGUGGAUUAGCACGUCGAGCAAUAAUUCGAGAUGUAUCAGAAGGAGCCGAUAUAAUCAUGAUCAAACCAGCUUUACCAUAUCUAGAUAUAAUUUCAGAAGCAAGACAAAUCGCUCAAGAUCAUCCAUUAGCAUGUUAUCAAGUUUCAGGUGAAUAUGCUAUGAUUCAUUCAGGUGCUCAACAAGGAAUUUAUGAUUUGAAAUCAAUGGUCUUUGAAUCUAUCAAUGGAAUGUUGAGGGCUGGAUCUACACUUGUUUUGAGUUAUUUUACUCCUGAUUUGUUGGUUUGGUUAGAUGAAGAAAGUGUUUGAAGGUUGGGUUCUUGGUAGAUCUUUAUAACAUCAUCUUUCUUAUAUCUUGAGCUUGUUUGGCUUUGUUAUGAAAGAUACAAAUUAUUUGUCCUCGUAUAUAAUAUAGCUGCAUUCUUUGUGAGCAAUUAUAUUGAUGUUUCUCAAUUGC